AUGGCGUUUUUCGCGCCAGCACCGCCGCGGCUCGCGCUCCGCAAAAUCGGCUCAUGCGGGGAAGAGUUUGUGCUCGACGCCAGCGUAACUGAAGGCCUCUGGGUGGGACGGUGGCGAGAGCGGGUGGCGCUGUGGUGUGAUGAUGGCGGCCGACCAAGCCGCGCCUCGCGAUUGCACGCGCGCCUGGCAGUGGACGAGGCCGGAGCGUGGUGCCUACAUGAUAACAAGUCGGCGAAUGGCACGUUUUUGAACGGCGAGCGAGUCGAUCGGGCGCCACUCAAGCCGGGGGACCGCGUGGGGUUUGGCACCAGCACAGAGGGAGCGGGGGCAUCAGAGGGUGACGCAACCCUUCCCCACUUCCACUUCACGGUCGUGGCCACCAAGAGCGAGCGUUCCGCGUGCCAAAACGAGGGUGGGCAGGGUUGUGAGUCGUGCCCGGAGUCGAUCACUGACCUACCACCAGCCACCCCGCUCAGUCCGCUCCCACCCACGCCACUCGAGCCGCCGGCGCAGCAACCAACUCCGGUGCCGGUGCUAGCCAUGCAACCACCAGCUAAUCCAGCUGGGUUGCGGCUGGGGGUGGGGAGGAUGCCACGCGCCGCCUCCGUCAUCAGCGCUGCGGUCGGCGCCGUGUGUGGGCCUGAGGAAUCUCCAACGGACGCCGAGGCCGCCGCUGAGCAGGCGGCAUGCGUGGCAGAGGCGGCGGGGGCGCACGAUGAGAGAAAGGCGCUCCUCUCGCUGCUGUCGCAUGUGCGACGCCACGCUUCUCGGGUGCGGUCCGAGCGAGACACGGCGCUAGUCGAGGGCAAAGCCAUGCUCGAGGCGAUCAUAGACGAGCUUCGCGCUGUCGAGCAGCUCCACCAGCUGGCCGCAGCCCCGGCGGCACCGGCAGGCGACGAUCGCACGCUUUCUAUCUCGGCAUCGGCGUCACCGGCGCCGGUGCCGGUGCUGCCACUGUUAUCACCGAAUCUUGAAAAAGAGGUGCUGCCAGAGAUACGGCUUGUGGCGCAAACAUCAAGGCGCAGCGCCUCCUCAGCAGCGUGGCCGGCGUUUGGAGAGGAGCAGCAGAGAGAGGAGCAGCAGCCCGAGCGGCAGCGGCGUCCAAAGGAGAGCGGCGAGAUGGAGGAAUUGGCGCGUGCACGUGAGGCGCAGGCAGCUGCGAAGCAGCGCGUCUCUGUCCUCGAGGCCGAAGCCUCGCGGCUGCGGGAGGCGCUCGCAGGAGCGGUGCAGCAGGCCGAAAAGGCUAAGAGCGAGGCUGCCGCCGCUGCCUCGGAGGCCGCCGCCGGCGCAGUCGAGGCGGCUCUAGCCGAAGCGGCUAAGGCCAGGGCCGCCGCAGCUGCAAAGCUACGGGAUGCGCAGGCAGACGCCUCAGCUGAGCUCGCCCUUGCGCACGCGGAGAUGCGAGAUCUGCGCGCGGCACUCGAUUCGGUGCUCGGCGAGGUGAGGCUGGCGGACGAGCGAGCGACAACGGCGGAGGCGUCGCGGUCCCAAGCCCUGAUGUUGGCUGCAGAGGCGACGGCUGCGCGUGAAGCGGCGGUUUCGGAGGCUGAGGCGGCCACAACAUUGAUGGUCGAGGCUUGUGAGCGCGCCGAUGCGGCGGGUGCCGUCUGCGAAAAGCUCCCUCGCCUGGGCUCGGCGUAG
This is a messenger RNA of Emiliania huxleyi CCMP1516, 1641 nucleotides long. RefSeq lists its product as hypothetical. The record is from RefSeq and is a predicted model, not a curated record. The transcript has 2 exons. Gene Ontology annotation, molecular function: protein binding. Bases 1 to 1641 code for a protein of 546 amino acids. Lineage: Eukaryota; Haptophyta; Isochrysidales; Noelaerhabdaceae.